UCCGCGGGGCCCGUGUACCGAUCUGCCGUUUCCUCCCGCUCGCCGUCCCCGGCCCGAGUAGCGCUAAGGUGAGGGCUCGGCGGUGCGGGGCUGAGGCGGAAGGACGUGUCCCGGGGACAGUGUGCAGAACACCCUAGGCGGACGGGGUACGGCGCCCCCAGGCUUCAGGACCCAACCCAGCGGCCGCGCUCCCGAGCCACUGAACAAGCAAUCCCAGCCAUUUUCGCCGCGCAGAGACGUCUUUGCAGCCCCAUCACCACUAUCUUGUGAAGAACACAGUCCGGGCGUCACACGGAUGGCUGUUCUUCUGAAGAGGCUAACGCUGCAAACCUCAAUUAGAAGAUGUUUCAGAAAACCCAUUGUGAAGCCAGACCCGGCACAGCUGUCCCUUGCUGCCUCCACCACGAAGCUCGUGCAUCUCACCUUUGCCAAAGGUUUCAGUACUGCUGGAGACGCCCACAGUGAGAAGAGACAAAAGAGGAAAGAUGCUUUUACUAACACUGGAAGGAAAAUCAGUGAACGGAUUAUCCGCGUCCUGGAUGAGAAAGGCAGUGACCUGGGACUGAUGCACCGAGCCGAUGUGAUCAGACUCAUGGACAAGCAGGACUUGAGGCUGGUGCAGAGGAACACCAGCUCAGAGCCGCCAGAGUACCAGCUCAUGACCGGAGCACAGAUCCACCAGGAGCGGCUCAAGAUCCGGGAACAGGAAAAGGCCACCCCAAAAGCUGGACCAGCUGUGACAAAGGAACUCAUGUUUUCUUCAAAUAUUGGACAGCAUGAUUUGGACACAAAGAGUAAACAGAUUCAGCAGUGGAUUGAGAAAAAAUACCACGUUCAAGUCACAAUAAAGAAGGGGAAAAAUGCAGACCAGCCAGGGAAUGAGCCGGAUGAGAUAUUUAACCAGAUUCUCCAGACUAUGCCUGGAAUAGCAACCUUCUCAAGCAGACCGAAAGCCAUUAAAGGAGGAACAGCCUCCACAUGUGCUUUUCGUCCCUUAAGCAAGAAAGAAGAGAAGGCAUACAGAGACUCUCAGGAGGCGGAGAGAAGACACACUCUGAGCAAGGAUAACAGAAACACGGAGUCAGAAGUUCUGUGUCACUGACUUUAAUAAAAAAGUCCAGGC
Molecule: messenger RNA, 1123 nt
Organism: Microtus oregoni (creeping vole)
Lineage: Eukaryota; Metazoa; Chordata; Mammalia; Rodentia; Cricetidae
Gene: Mtif3
Product: mitochondrial translational initiation factor 3
Exons: 5
Coding region: 296-1102 (268 amino acids)
Biological process (GO): ribosome disassembly; mitochondrial translational initiation
Cellular component (GO): mitochondrion
Molecular function (GO): ribosome binding; translation initiation factor activity
Source: RefSeq, a predicted model, not a curated record